CUGUGGAUUGGAAAGCAGUUUGAAUUCAAUAAGCAACGAGAGCACUUCUCGAACGGAAUAUAUCAGUUUUCAAAAAGUACCGAAAGAAAUUUAAAAGUACCUACAAAAUGCCGCCGCCACACCACGAAGAUCGCCUGUUCGGAAUCCACUUUGGUCUGAAUUUGGGAGGUGGCGGACACCAUCAUCACCACCACCACCCACCGCCGCCUCCACCGGAGUACCAUCACCACCACCACGGACCACCGCACCACUACGGACCUCCGCCGCACCACCACCAUCACUAUGGACCUCCACCACCGCCGCCCCACUUCGAUCAUCAUCAUCAUCACCACGGCGGCCACUUCGACCACCAUCAUGGACCUCCGCACGGUCAUCAUCAUCAUCAUCACUGCUAGAUCGGUGUUGAAAAAGGAUUCAGAAGCCAAAAUCUUCUAAUGACAAGUGGACAGAAGGAAGAAUUGAGAAAAUAUUUAUAAACGAAUUUAAUUUAUUACAUAACAUGAAAAUAAAGCAUGUACCAAAAAAAAAAAAACUAAAUAGCAAAAAAAAAGAAAUAUA
This is a messenger RNA of Drosophila takahashii, 558 nucleotides long. Its product is annotated as histidine-rich glycoprotein. NCBI's taxonomy places the organism in Eukaryota, Metazoa, Arthropoda, Insecta, Diptera, Drosophilidae. The record is from RefSeq and is a predicted model, not a curated record.